This is a messenger RNA of Rhipicephalus microplus (southern cattle tick), 831 nucleotides long. RefSeq names its product protein Skeletor. Lineage: Eukaryota; Metazoa; Arthropoda; Arachnida; Ixodida; Ixodidae. The record is from RefSeq and is a predicted model, not a curated record.
AUGGCCCGCCAGCUAAUCCAAGUGAGUCUCGUGCUCUGCGCCGCCCCGCAAGUAGCCUUGAGCGUCUACUACGGCAAGAGCCUCGGCGACAUCAAGACGUUUGCUCACGGAUUCACUGGCACCGUGUACGUCGCCAACGACACCAGCAUCGUCAUCUCGGGCCUCAACUACGACGGCAAAGGACCCGCGGCCCACUUCUGGGCUAGCCACACCACUGCUCUGGACAAGAAAGGCGACCAGCUCCUCGACGAAUACGGAAGCGUCAAGGUGUUGAAGUCUUACAAGAGCGCCAAGGUGCGGCUGACGUUGGCUAAGAAGAUCACCGACUACAAGUCUUUCGGCAUUUACUGCAAACAGUUUGGUGCCGACUUCGGCAACGUCCAGAUUCCCGCUGGCUACGAACUGCCCAAGGAGCAGAGCCUCGGCCCGCUGGCCGCCAAGCAGCACAACACCAAGGCGGCCGAAGUUGUCCUCAAGGACAGCGAAACCAUGCUGCUGAAGCAGUUCGAGUUCGAUGCUACCACUUGCAUUGGAUCGGCUUUCUUCGUGGCUGCUCCCAGUGCCAAUCCACGGCCUGACCAGCUUACUCACCUUGCGUACGACCACGGAAAAACGACAAAGCUGGGGCGGUACGACAAGACGGACGUGACCAUCACUCUUCCCCAUGGCAAGAGCUGGAACGAUUUUCAGUGGUUCUCGGUUUAUUGCCUCGACUCCAAGCAAAGCUACGCUGACAUCGCAGUCGACAAGGCGUUAGCCGAAAAACUGCCCCUGCCAGCUUCUGCGAUGGCGAUGCACGGUCCUCCCGCGAACGAUCCAAACGCAGGCUAA